Molecule: messenger RNA, 1500 nt
Organism: Heterostelium album PN500
Lineage: Eukaryota; Evosea; Eumycetozoa; Acytosteliales; Acytosteliaceae
Product: SH3 domain-containing protein
Exons: 5
Coding region: 1-1500 (499 amino acids)
Biological process (GO): actin filament polymerization; clathrin-dependent endocytosis; vesicle organization
Cellular component (GO): plasma membrane; cytoplasm; vesicle
Molecular function (GO): phosphatidylinositol binding; microtubule binding
Source: RefSeq, a predicted model, not a curated record
AUGGCAGCAACCAUAAAGACUAGAGGUUUUUCAGAAGAUCUUUGGGAUAAAUUUGACGGAGUGGUCAAAAAAGUUGAUAAUGGUAAGGUUUUUACCAAUUUAAUGAGUAAAUUCCUUUUAAAACAACAACAAAUAGAAUCAUUAUACUCAAAGAGUAUGAUUAAAUUAUGUAAAGAUAAAUCAUUUGCACCAGAUAUGGAAAUAGGAACAAUUCGUGAUUCAUGGCAGAUCUAUCGUGAUCAAGUAGAGGCAAUCUCAGUGUUACACGAAGAGUUUUCAAAUAAAUUGGAAAAAAUAAUUGUCAGUGGAAUCGACAGUUAUCUUGAAGAUUCUAGAAAACAAAGAAAAGGUUUGGUAGCAGCCGGUGAGAAAUUAACAAAAGAUUUGAAAGCAGCAGAGAAUAAUGAAUCAAAAGCGAAAAUUAAUUAUGACAAGUUGAAAAAGAAACAAGAAGAGGCACACGAAGAACUCUCUAAACAACCACCUGGUGCAAAGGAACAGAAAGCAAGAAAGAAUCUAGAGUCGGCAACCAAAGCAGCCGACAAGGCAGACAAUGAGUACAGAGACAGCGUCAAGGUUUUGCAACAGAAUCAAUCAAAGUUUUAUCACGAUGAAAUGCCAAAGAUUCUCGACGACCUACAACGAUUUGAAGUCGAUCGUAUCGACAGAACCAAAGAUUGGCUAUUGGAUGUCAUAAAUAACGCUGAAACAAUGCCUGCACAAAUAUCUACCCAUAAUGAAAAUAUUAAAAAGAGUAUUGAAAGUAUAGAUAGAGAUAAAGAUAUUCAAUCAUUUAUUUUGGAAAAGAUGUCGGGUGCUCAGAAACCACCAGAAGCACAAUAUGAACCAUAUCAACCAUCGAACCAUUUAACUACUUUUUCCAUGGUGAUGUCACCCUCGAGUUCGCCCAUCCAACACGGUGUUGAUAUGAAUAGUUUGACUUCAUCACAACAGUUAUCACAGCAACAACUCGCACAACAACAGAUUUCCCAACAACAACUCGCACAACAACAACGUAGAAGUCUGAAUUCAUCGUCGUCCUCCACUCACUCUGGAAACGAUCCUCUUCCCGGACUGCCACCCAAACCUGCCAGUGCCAUGAAUAUGCAAUCCAACGACGAGACGGUGCGCGCACUCUACGAUUACAAUGCCACCGAGGAGAAUGAACUCUCGUUCAAGUCGACCAACGUCAUCAAAGUGAUAAUGCGUGACGAGAGUGGCUGGUGGCAAGGAAGUGUUGUUGGCGGUGACGGCAAGAUCGGAAUGUUCCCAAGCAACUUUGUGGAAUCGACAGACUCCCAAAAGAAAAAGGUAGACGUAUCCGGUGGAAAAUGCAAAGUUCUAUACGAUUACCACUCUGAUUGCGAAGGUGAGCUAGAGAUUAGAGAAGGUGAAACACUGACCAUUGAAUACGAAGAUGAAGGUUGGUUCUACGGAUCAAAUGAAAAAGGUUCAGCCGGUAGAUUCCCAAGCAACUAUGUACAAUUGAUAAAAGUUUAA